GAAGACAUUUUUUGACAUUUUCGAAACAUAUUUUGGCAUUUUGCAUUUGCGAACUUUUAAUUACUUGUUUCAGAAGUUUAUUUUAGCGGAAUGAAUGCCCCACCAACGUUCGAAUCAUUUUUGUUGUACGAGGGUGAAAAAAAAAUCAUCAAGGAGUUGGAUACAAAAGUCACCAAUGCAGCGAUUUUCACAGUCAACAAAGAGGAUCACACGCUUGGAAAUAUGAUUAGAAAUCAACUUUUGAAGGAUCCCAAUGUUUUAUUUGCUGGAUACAAAGUGCCACAUCCAUUAGAACACAAAUUUGUUAUCAGAAUUCAAACUACCUCCGAUUACUCUCCACAUGAAGCUUUUAUGAAUGCUAUAACUGAUUUAUUGGCCGAAUUGUCGUUGUUCGAAGAGCGCUUCAAGGAGGCGAUAAAGGAGAAAAAAGAAGGGGGCGACUAAUUGCAUUCUUCUAUUUGGUUUUUAGUCUUUUUAUUUUUAAUAACAUUUGCAUACAUAUGUAGGUGUUUAAAAUAUUCCGUGAUUCCAUUAUACAAAAAACAAGGUAGUCUCCAUGAUAAAAAAGAAGGUAGUUUCAAUAAACCACUUUUGACGGAUAAUAAAA
Molecule: messenger RNA, 607 nt
Organism: Rhagoletis pomonella (apple maggot)
Lineage: Eukaryota; Metazoa; Arthropoda; Insecta; Diptera; Tephritidae
Product: DNA-directed RNA polymerase II subunit RPB11
Exons: 4
Coding region: 91-444 (117 amino acids)
Biological process (GO): transcription by RNA polymerase II
Cellular component (GO): RNA polymerase II, core complex
Molecular function (GO): protein dimerization activity; DNA binding
Source: RefSeq, a predicted model, not a curated record